Capsella rubella is the source of this 1583-nucleotide messenger RNA. RefSeq names its product vacuolar-processing enzyme delta-isozyme. Lineage: Eukaryota; Viridiplantae; Streptophyta; Magnoliopsida; Brassicales; Brassicaceae. Gene Ontology annotation, biological process: vacuolar protein processing. The record is from RefSeq and is a predicted model, not a curated record. The transcript has 8 exons. Gene Ontology annotation, molecular function: cysteine-type endopeptidase activity. The coding region runs from base 75 to 1478 and encodes 467 amino acids.
AUCAUCCAAACACUUCUAUACUUUUCUCACAAUCAGAUUCUAACUCGUUUGUUCUUUUGUUUAGAAAAUACUUAAUGUCUCGUCUUGGUCACUUUCAUAUUCUUGUUUUUAUCAAUGUUUUGCUUAUGCUCUCAGCUGAAUCUCGCAAAACCCAAUUGCUGAACGAUGAUGAAAUUGACUCUAGCAACAAGGGUGCAAAAGGCAAACAGUGGGCUGUUUUAGUUGCUGGAUCAAAUGAUUACUCUAACUACAGGCAUCAGGCUGAUAUAUGUCAUGCGUAUCAGUUACUCCGAAAAGGCGGUCUAAAUGACGAAAACAUAAUUGUGUUUAUGUAUGAUGAUAUCGCGUUUUCCUCUGAGAAUCCUAGGCCCGGAGUUAUCAUUAAUAAACCUGAUGGAGAAGAUGUUUAUGAUGGAGUUCCUAAGGACUACAUUAAAGAAGCUGUUAAUGUUCGGAACUUCUAUAAUGUACUACUUGGAAAUGAAAGUGGCGUCACAGGAGGAAGUGGCAAAGUUUUGAAAAGUGGUCCUCAUGAUAAUGUCUUCAUCUACUAUGCUGAUCAUGGAGCUCCUGGAUUACUAGCGAUGCCUACUGGUGAAGAAGUCCUUGCCACAGAUUUCAAUAAAGUCUUGGAGAAGAUGCAUAAGCUAAAAAGCUACAACAAGAUGGUGAUCUAUGUUGAAGCAUGUGAAUCUGGGAGUAUGUUUGAAGGGAUACUAAAAGACAAUCUCAAUAUAUACGCAGUGACUGCUGCUAGUUCGAAUGAGAACAGCUUUGGAACUUACUGUCCUGAGUCAUAUCCUCCUUCUGCUUCUGAGUAUGAGACUUGUCUCGGCGAUGUAUUUAGCAUCUCUUGGCUUGAGGACAGUGACCUUCAUGACAUGAGCAAAGAGACAUUGAAGCAGCAAUAUCAAGUUGUAAGGAGAAGAACAGGAUCUGAUGUAGAACAUACUUCUCAUGUAUGCCAUUUCGGAACAGAGGAGAUGCUUAAGGAUUAUCUUGUCUCUUACAUUGGAACAAAUCCUGCAAACGAAAACCUCACUUUCACUGAAUCCACUUCCUCACCGAUCUCCUCUAAUUAUAGCUUGGUCAAUCCGCGCGAUAUCCCUCUGUUAUAUCUCCAGAGAAAGAUUCAAAAAGCUCCAAUGGGAUCACCUGUCAGAAAAGAAGCUCAGAAGAAAUUGUUUGAUGCAAUGAAUCAUAGGAAACAGAUCGAUCAGAGCAUUGCAGAGAUUUUGCGACUCUCUCUUAAGCAAACCAAUGUCUUAGAUCUCUUAAGUUCCACAAGAACAACAGGACAGCCUCUUGUAGACGACUGGGACUGCUUCAAGACUCUGGUGAAAAGCUUCAAGAACCACUGCGGAGCAACGGUGGAUUACGGACUGAAGUAUACAGGAGCGCUUGCCAAUAUCUGCAAUAUAGGAGUGGAUGUGAAGCAAACUGUUUCAGCCAUUGAACAAGCUUGUUCGAUUAAGUAAUUUGCAAAAUGAUGUGAUCCGACUUUAAAAAAUAUCAAAGUCUAUUCAAUAAAAAUCGAAUGUAGCAAAUGGUUGAUGCCUAUUUUUACAUGGAUAAGUUUUUAA